UAAUGGUUUCUAAUACGACCCUGCAUGUGACGCCAUCGCAGUUUUCGAGAGUACGAAAACAUUUUCAUUGAUAGCGGUUUUCUUGUUGCAUGUAAUUGAUUUUUGCCGUGUGAUUUUUUUUCGGUUAAAAACACGUUGUUGAUUAAGAAGUCUAACUAGAAAGUUCAAUUGAAUAAACAGUAUCGAUAGCAUCGUUGUUAUUGCGCCAUUCGUUUGGCUCUUAUGUACGUUAUAUACGUUAGUGUCGAAAUUAGUAUUCGGAAGAUAAAUUGUCAUCGAGCAAGCGGUCACUGAUGGAAAGUAUUUCAAAAUCUGUAACGAUGAGCGACGAUCAGACAAACGAGCAGAGUUCGACUACAGAGUUAUCAUCGAGUGAUAUAGAAAAAUUGGAAGAAGCAAAGUUAAGAGCAAAAUUUCCAAAUGCAACUGGUCGACCAUUUGGUGGCCAUUCUGCAUUUCUGCAAAAAAGAUUAGCCAAAGGGCAAAAAUAUUUUGAUUCCGGGGAUUAUCAAAUGGCAAAACAAAAAUCCACAGCUAAGCCAAAGCCAACUGGCGUUCUGCCAACAGGAGAUGCUAUACCAACACCAGAAACAGUACCACAGCGAAAAACAUCUAUUAUCCAACAAAAAUUCAAUACAUCGACAACGUCUUCAUAAGAUAUUCCUGGUACUUCUUAAAUUACAUUUUGUUAAUUAGUCUUAUAUCUAGAUGAAUAAUAUGGUACAAUUAUUUAUAAUCAGAUUUAAACAACUUUGUAUUUGGAAUUGUUUUUUUUUAAUCUUUUAAAGAUAAAACAUUUUAUAGUAUCGUAAAGUUUAUAAAUUUGUAGCAAGUCAACUAUUUUCUAACUGCUUCUUUUAAAAGAACAUAUUGUUAAAUACCAUAUUAUUAAAAGAUAUUAAAUAAUGUUUUGUAUGUACGUGCCAUGGGUGGUAUAUGAAGUUUUAUGAUGCGUGUGAGUAGACAAGUCACUACCUGUCAGCUUGAAAAGUUUAUAUUCUUAUUAAAAAUUAUUUUGCAGUUUUAUUCAGGAUAUCAGUUUGAUUUACAGUGAAAAAAAUACAGGUUUACACAGAAUUGCAUAUGUAUUCAGAUUAUAUUGUUAGCUAAUAAAUGCAUGCACAUAUGUAAAAAUUUAUAUUGAAAAUGUGAGAAAACAAAUGAACAUUAACUCUAACAAUAGAACUUAAUAAUGUAAACAUAAUAACUGGAAUAUAACCCAAGUGCACGAUAAGAUUGAGAGUAAGAAGAAAUACAGAUCUGCAUUUUUCCAAGCAAAGCUGCUGUGAUGCGCUUAGUAAGACUAUUUUCUUAUGAAAAAUCGUAAUGACUAUGGGAAAAAUCUGUAGUAUGAACGUAAUAAUUUUAAAUGUAACUACAGUUUUGCUUAUUGUAAACUAUAUUUAGUAAUAUAUUGCAAUUUGAAAUCUUUA
This is a messenger RNA of Linepithema humile (Argentine ant), 1433 nucleotides long. It is a transcript of the gene endos, whose product is annotated as alpha-endosulfine. The record is from RefSeq and is a predicted model, not a curated record. Gene Ontology annotation, cellular component: cytoplasm. Lineage: Eukaryota; Metazoa; Arthropoda; Insecta; Hymenoptera; Formicidae. Gene Ontology annotation, molecular function: protein phosphatase inhibitor activity.